AUGCUUUUCAACGUUUUUUCUUUUUCACACUUUAUUAUCUUCUUUAUCGUUAUCGUCUGUGCACAAGCGAGCUGGUUUUACCCCGAGUUCAUGCCCAACAUCACGCAAGAAACACUCCGCAAGCGCGCGGAAUUUGUUCGCACAGGUGGCCGUGGCUCCAUCCGCCGCACCGUCAAGGCGGCACACCGCAACACAGGCGACGAGAAGAAGGUGCAGUCGGUGCUGAAGCGCCUCGGAGUCACCCCGUUCAAUGAGAUUGACGAGGCAAUAUUCUACCGCCAGGACGGCUCCGUCUACUACUUCGACAAGCCAAAGGUGCAGGCCUCCAUGCAGUCUCACUGCUUCGUCGUGUCCGGCCCCUACGACGUGAAGGAGGCGAGCGAAAUCGCUCAGUAG
This is a messenger RNA of Trypanosoma cruzi, 396 nucleotides long. Its product is annotated as basic transcription factor 3a, putative. The record is from RefSeq and is a predicted model, not a curated record. Gene Ontology annotation, cellular component: cytosol; nascent polypeptide-associated complex. The coding region runs from base 1 to 396 and encodes 131 amino acids. The transcript has a single exon. NCBI's taxonomy places the organism in Eukaryota, Euglenozoa, Kinetoplastea, Trypanosomatida, Trypanosomatidae.